AUGAAGCUGCUGCUGCUGCUCUCGCUGGUGGGCUUGGCCGUGGGUCAGGCGAUCAUUUCGAAGCCCGCGGAGACGAACGACGUCGGUGUCAAUCAGGGUGUGCUGAAUCAGGUGCCGCAAGAGGACGUGGAACAAGCUGAGGAUAAAAAAGUUGACAAGAGAAGCUACGGCUGGAACCCGUGGAUCUGGCCGUCCUACGGUCACGGCUGGUCUGGACACGGUCACGGAUGGUCCGGACAUGGAUGGCCAUCGUAUAGUCACGGAUGGUCAGGACACGGCCACGGUUGGCACGGUGGAUGGUCAGGACACGGACACGGCUGGCACGGUGGCUUGAGCUACGGUUGGCCCAUCUAUAUCAGCAGCGGACACGGCUGGCACGGUCAUGGUGGAUGGCAUAGCAAGUGGUGA
Molecule: messenger RNA, 408 nt
Organism: Nasonia vitripennis (jewel wasp)
Lineage: Eukaryota; Metazoa; Arthropoda; Insecta; Hymenoptera; Pteromalidae
Product: cold and drought-regulated protein CORA-like
Exons: 3
Coding region: 1-408 (135 amino acids)
Source: RefSeq, a predicted model, not a curated record